AUGAGGCGACAGGGACAGUAUGGUGAUGCAUCUGCCAAUAGUUACGGGGCUUCACAGAUGCAUCAUCAUCCUCAUCAUAUGGUUGGUCAAAGGGUGGAAACCAAGUCUGGUAAUUUUGAGGGGCGACUAGAGGCGUUCACUCCAGAAAGAGACAAUCCGUAUCCAAAUUCUAAGCCAGAGGGUCAGUGGAGAUGGGAAUCGGAUGAAUCGAAGAUUUCUAAUCCUAUGAUGUCUCACAUGUUUAAUGAAGGUCAAGGGGGUGAUGCUUCAAGGUCCUAUUUUCAAGGGCAGAGGCCUGAUCCUAAAUUAGCUUUGCAGAGCCGGAGCAACAGUGAUUCCAGGUCUCAGGCCCAUGGAGAAGAUAUAGACGUUAGAUAUGAAGGAAAUCAUUCAUCACAAACUUUUGAAGGUCUUGAGCAGAAUUUUCAUGAUGACAUUAUUAAGCUGACUAAAGAACAGCAGGAUGUUGAAGAUGCAGAACAUGCCAGGCACAGAGAGAAAAUAAAUGCAAUCAACACUCAAUAUGAAGAAAAACUGGAAUCACUCCGAACUCGGCAUGGAAACCGCAGGGCUGAAUUUCUUCAAAGGGAAUCACGCGCUAGACAACAGCAGUAUGAGCAGAUCAUUCGGGAUCCUUACUCCUCCAGUAGUGGCAUGACACCCAGAGACUCUCAUGCUCACAGCAAUGUUAAUGCUCCAGCUUCCGUUGGAGAGCCCCAACGAGGCUAUUCCGCUGAUCACUUUGAUCCAUACAGAGAGCAAUCUCGAUUUCUUGGGAAUGCAAGAGAUCAAGGAUUCGAACCUAGAGGUCCUUAUCCCGGGGGACGUGUCUAUGACACUGGUUCACGUUACUACAACUGA
Lathyrus sativus (Indian pea) is the source of this 861-nucleotide messenger RNA. Lineage: Eukaryota; Viridiplantae; Streptophyta; Magnoliopsida; Fabales; Fabaceae. The record is from the annotation of a GenBank genome assembly.